AUCACUUAACACAAAUUACUGGUUUCUGAGAUGAUGUUGUUACUUUCUUUGAGAAAGGCCACUUGCAUUCCAUUCUGUAUAUUUAAAUAGAAGUCCGGUGUAUGUGUGCAAUAGGUUUUGAAAACAUUCGCGAGAGAUAACUUUUGUUUAGUUGCUCUUGACAAUAGUUCAGUUUCCUUAUCAAUUUGGUGUGGAACGGGCAAUAGUAACGUUUUUCGAGUUGUCUGACUCAGUUGUACUUUUGUGGUUGACUGAGCUAGUUCGCUUGGUAAAAAGCUGAGAAAUUAAAUGUUUUUAUUUUCGAAAAAGGAAAAAAAAAUUGUGUUGUGAGUGAUUACUGUCUAGUGAUCGUGAUCUGUGAAAAAUGGAAAUGUUUUUGGUACUUUUGUUGAUCAUAUAUGGAUAUUGGUACUUUUUCACUCGUAGACCAUCCAAUUAUCCACCAGGACCAAAAUGGUUACCCAUUGUGGGAAACACACCAUUUUUACGAAAAACUGCCCGGAUGCUUGGUGGACAACAUCUUGUGUUCGAGAAGUGGAUGAAGGAUUACAAAAGUCCUGUGAUUGGCCUAAAAUUGGGCGGGGAAUAUUGUGUCGUUGCCCUGACAUAUCCAAUGGUUCGUGCUAUUCACACUGGAGAUGAGUAUGAUGGCCGCCCGGACAAUUUCUUUUUGCGUCUCCGCACAAUGGGAACAAGAUUAGGAAUAACAUGCACCGAUGGUCCAUUAUGGACCGAGCAAAGAAGUUUCGUUACUAAACAUCUUCGGGAAGCUGGAUACGGUCGAAGACCAAUGGAAAUUCAAAUUCAAAAUGAACUCAACGAAUUGUUGGAUGUAAUUGAUAUGACAAAAGAGCAGCCAAUAUGGCCGGGCACCUUCCUUGCUCCGAGUGUUAUUAAUGUAUUAUGGACGUUUACGGCAGGUGAAAGAAUUCCAAGGUACGACGAGAGACUGAAUCGACUGUUGAAUCUGUUAAAUCUCAGAUCCAAGGCAUUUGAUAUGUCUGGCGGAAUCUUAAAUCAAAUGGCGUGGUUAAGGCAUAUCGCACCUGAAAAGACUGGCUACAAUUUGAUCAAACGUUUCAAUCACGAGCUACACGAAUUCUUCAUGGCAAGCAUAAACAGUCAUAAAGAUGAUUACGAUGAAUCGAAAGCGACUGAUGAUCUAAUUUACGCUUACAUAAAGGCCAUGCAAGAUGACAAGGCGACUAGCCUAUACUUCACCGACGUACAGUUGACAAUGAUAAUUUUGGAUAUUUUCAUUGCUGGUUCUCAGACCACAGCCAUAACGCUUGAUUUAGCGUUGAGAACGAUGGCAUUGUAUCCGAAAAUCCAGAGCCGCAUUCAGGCUGAAUUAGAUGCGGUGUAUGAAGAGGGUCAAUCGCCGUCAGUUUUGGAAAAAAGUAAAUUUAGUUACAUCGAAGCAACUAUAAUGGAAGUCCAACGAUUCUUUCACAUUACGCCCAUAACGGGUCCGCGGCGAGUUUUGAGGGAAACUACGUUGGGUGGAUACAAGAUUCCGAAAAAUACGACCGUUUUGAUUCAUCUACGUUCAGUACAUAUGGACAAAGAUCAUUGGGGUGAUCCGGAGAUUUUCCGUCCCGAGCGAUUUUUAAACGAAAAAAUGGAAAUUGUCAAUACGGAAUGGUUGAUGCCAUUCGGUCAAGGACGGCGUCGUUGUCUGGGCGAACAAUUGGCUAGAGGAUGCCUGUUCACAUUUUUCGCUGGAGUAUUGCAAAGAUUUGAAGUUCGAGUGGGUGGAGAUGAAAGAAUUGACGAGAGCUUGUUGCCAGGCAUCACUUUGUCACCGAAGCCGUAUCAGGUCAUAUUCAGAAAACGUUUGAGGGCUGGCGAACAAAUUAAUUCUACUUAAACAACUAUACUCAUAAUAUGUGACAUCCAUGGAUGCAGUAAUAAGUUUAGCAUUUUUGAUAAGAAACUACAGGUGAAAAAGGAGCAUAAUCUUAUAGUUACAACGACAUUUUUAUAUACCCCAAUUUAUUGUGAAUGGUUCGCUAUGAAUCCUAUCUGCUGCCUAUGCAGCUCCUUGUUUGCAUUUAAUAAACUGAUAAAAUUUAAUCCUUA
Messenger RNA from Bradysia coprophila, 2082 nucleotides. RefSeq names its product Cytochrome P450 305a1 (gene Cyp305a1). The record is from RefSeq and is a predicted model, not a curated record. Lineage: Eukaryota; Metazoa; Arthropoda; Insecta; Diptera; Sciaridae. Gene Ontology annotation, molecular function: steroid hydroxylase activity; oxidoreductase activity, acting on paired donors, with incorporation or reduction of molecular oxygen, reduced flavin or flavoprotein as one donor, and incorporation of one atom of oxygen; iron ion binding. Gene Ontology annotation, biological process: xenobiotic metabolic process. Gene Ontology annotation, cellular component: cytoplasm; intracellular membrane-bounded organelle.